AUGCAGGACAUGGCAACAGGAAACCAUUGUACAGUGACUGAGUUUUUCUUGGCUGGGCUCUCAGAGAAGCAAGAAUUCCACCUGCCCCUCUUCCUCCUCUUCAUAGUAAUCUAUCUGAUAACCGUGGCAGGAAACCUGGGCAUGAUCACAUUGAUUGGGCUCAGUUCCAAUCUGCACACACCCAUGUACUAUUUCCUCAGCAGUCUGUCCUUCACUGACUUCUGUCAGUCCACAGUUGUUACCCCUAAAAUGCUGGUGAGCUUUGUGACAGAGAAGAAUAUCAUCUCCUACCCUGGAUGCUUGGCUCAGCUCUACUUCUUCAUCAUUUUUGGGGCUGCAGAGUGCUACACACUAGCUGCAAUGGCAUAUGACAGAUAUCUUGCCAUUUGUAACCCAUUGCUUUACAAUGCAACCAUGUCUUACCAGAUUUACAGUUCCUUGAUUUCAGGGGUAUAUAUUUUUGCUGUGUUCUGUGCAUCAGUUCACACAGGCUUCCUUACUAGGAUUCAGUUUUGCAAAUUAGAUGUGAUCAAUCACUUUUUCUGUGAUAUUCUUCCCCUCUUGAAGCUUGCAUGCUCUAGUACCUAUAUCGAUGAAAUGUUGAUUCUAUUUUUUGGUACACUGAAUAUUUUUAUCCCAACGCUGACUAUUAUUAUUUCCUAUAUCUUCAUCAUUGCCAGCAUCCUCCACAUUCGCUCCAUAGAAGGCAAGUACAAAGCCUUCAGUACCUGUAGUUCCCACAUCUCCGCUGUUGCCAUCUUCUAUGGUUCUGCUGCAUUCAUGUACUUACAGCCAUCAUCAGUGAGUUCAAUGGACCAAGGGAAAGUGUCAUCUGUGUUUUAUACUACUGUUGUCCCCAUGCUGAAUCCUUUGAUCUACAGCCUAAGGAAUAAGGAUGUCACGCUUGCAUUGAAAAAAAUAUUUGAAAGAAUAAAAAUCAUGUAA
Rattus norvegicus (Norway rat) is the source of this 945-nucleotide messenger RNA. It is a transcript of the gene Or8g28, whose product is annotated as olfactory receptor family 8 subfamily G member 28. Gene Ontology annotation, molecular function: olfactory receptor activity; G protein-coupled receptor activity. Gene Ontology annotation, biological process: G protein-coupled receptor signaling pathway; detection of chemical stimulus involved in sensory perception of smell; signal transduction. The coding region runs from base 1 to 945 and encodes 314 amino acids. The transcript has a single exon. Gene Ontology annotation, cellular component: plasma membrane; membrane. Lineage: Eukaryota; Metazoa; Chordata; Mammalia; Rodentia; Muridae. The record is from RefSeq and is marked reviewed.